GAAACGCACGCGCGCGCGUUUCUCACUCACUCAGAAGUGAUAUAAAAUCGUCAACUAAUUAAAGCAUACUUUAAUACAAUAUAUAUAUACAACGUGAUAGCGUAUAUAUAAAAAAAUAUACUACAUACCCUUCUUAUGAAUGACUGAAAAUAUAAACAGUGUACAUAUAUUUAACUGAAAAUUACAAUAGUAAUAUUUUCAUCCGGUGUUGUAUUUUUUAAUUUUGUGCUAUGUCAAUCGUGUUAAUUUGACAGUCACAAAAAAAUCUUGUGCGGCGUAUGUCGUAUGAAUACGACUCAAUUUAAUUAUAAAACAGACGAUGCACCGUAACUAGUUGUUUAAAUUUUAAAUCAUGAACAAACUGGUGAACAGUGUGAAGAAGUGGACUGGCGCCUCCAGGAAAGCGAGUCCUGAGCUAUCAAGAAGCCAGUACUCGUUGGUGUCAUGUGCUGAACUUGCCUCGGGACAGUUGUGGCUCAGUUUGCCAGAGGAAGUCAAACACGAUCCGGCUUUUGCCUCGCUGAAGCAACUGUACGAGAAGGAACAUGGUGAGUUUCAAGCAGUCGCACUGACUGGCAAAAACGCAACGCGCGCCAAGAGGCUGCCGUUUGUAAACUCAGCACCGCAUCUCAACAACAAUCCGCACAUCAUAGCUGAAGAUGUGGUGUUCAAUGGAGUGGACGGCAUCAACCUACCUAACAUUGGGAAAGAUGACCAAAUACUCAAUAACACUGCAGACCACAAGAGACCGUCGAGGAUUGCACAAGCACGUCACUACACGAAGAUGGUAUUACUACUGGCCUGUUGGGUAUUCUUCACAAUCGUAUUCCUUUUGUACAACGAGAAAGAAGAAGUUGUGAAAAAUACAGCUGUUAUGCCGGACGAACUCAAAAGUUACAUAUUACGGAUAUCAGAUGAUAAACUGAAAAUACUCGUUUCGCUCUCUGGACCAUUCUUGUCAGAACAAGCCGAGAGAAGGUUGAAUUCCUCACAGUAUGAUGACGCCAGUAAGAUGGAGGUGUGGCUCGAGAGAUGGUACCUGAAGGGAGAUGCUGGUGACUACAUUACAGCUGCCGAUGUGGAUUUCAAAGAGGAAAUUGUCCCAUGGAAAAUAGUAUUACAAAAUGACGUAGAUUUCAACCAAGGAGAACCCAGGCAGUCUGUGCUUAGACUAACAACAAACGUCAGCAAUACAAACUCUUCCACUGUGUACGCAAUACAAAUGAAAUCCACAGCGAAUCAAACCAUUCCGUUUACGAUAAGCUACACUAUUAACCCACUGGAUAUAACUACCGGCGUUAUAUAUGCGUGUGUGCUGCUCUGUGGCUUGUAUGUGUUGAUUAUAUUCGAGAUUAUUAACAGGACAAUGGCGGCGAUACUAGUGUCAACUACUGCGUUGGCAACGUUAGCAUUAGCCGGAGAACGGCCGUCACUUCCUGAGGUGGUAUCCUGGCUUGAUAUGGAGACACUGCUGUUGCUCUUCAGCAUGAUGCUGCUGGUGGCUAUUAUGGCAGAAACUGGGAUGUUUGACUUCUUAGCAGUAUAUACUUUCGAGGUCACAAAAGGCAAGCUGUGGCCUCUAAUCACUCUGCUGAACAUCAUCACAGCUGGCCUCUCGACAUUCUUGGAUAACGUCACAACAGUUUUACUGAUGACGCCUGUAACAAUCAGGUUAUGUGAAGUAAUGGAUCUGGACCCCGUGCCUAUACUUAUGUCUAUGGUGAUAUAUAGUAACAUAGGUGGCACGAUGACUCCAGUUGGGGAUCCGCCUAACGUGAUUAUUGCCUCUAAUAAAGCUGUAAUUCAAUCGGGAAUUAACUUUACAAACUUCACGCUUCACAUGUCGUUGGGCAUACUACUGGUAUACAUACAAACAUACUUACAGAUUAGAUUUAUAUAUCGGGACACAAACAAGCUCAGAUUGAAAGUACCACGAGAAAUUCAAGAUCUUCGCCAGCAGAUAUCUAUAUGGCGCAGAGCAGCCGAUUCCUUGCCACAUUUAAGCAAAGAUGAACAAGUCGUCAAAGAAAGACUGGAAAGAAAGAUUCGGAAACUAAACAAUCAGUUGGAGGUUCUGGAGAAGGAAAGCAGAAAGAGAGCAUGUCCUAAGAGUACAUUCGAGAAUACUCUGAAAGAAAUGAAGGAUAAGUACAAGAUCCGUGAUAAGGUGCUGCUACUAAAAUCAACUGUGGCCAUUACUUUCGUCGUUAUAGUGUUCUUCUUGCAUUCAAUACCUGAAUUGAAUCGCAUAUCCCUGGGUUGGACUGCGCUACUGGGAGCUAUAUUGUUGCUGACACUGGCUGAUCGUGAGGAUUUGGAACCUAUCCUGCAUAGAGUCGAGUGGUCUACGUUGCUAUUUUUUGCGGCACUCUUCGUAUUGAUGGAGGCACUUUCAAAACUGGGUCUCAUCGAAUACAUUGGUGGUCUGACGGAGGGUUUGAUACUGCAGGUUGAUGAAAGUGCCAGACUAGCAGUCGCUAUACUCCUCAUGCUCUGGAUAUCAGGUGUAACCUCGGCAUUCGUGGAUAAUAUUCCUUUAACGACAAUGAUGGUUCGUGUAGUGACGUCAUUAGGAUCCAAUCCUAAUCUCGGAUUGCCGAUUGCACCACUAGUCUGGGCGCUGUCAUUUGGGGCAUGUUUAGGAGGUAACGGCACUCUGAUUGGCGCAAGUGCAAACGUCGUGUGCGCUGGUGUAGCUGAACAGUACGGUUAUAGAUUCACAUUCAUGCAAUUCUUCAAGAUCGGUUUCCCCAUCAUGAUUGGUCAUCUUGUGGUUGCAUCUGGGUAUCUUCUGCUCUGUCACUGUGUAUUUACUUGGCACUGACUGCGUACAGGUCAUUUUACUGUAAUAGACCUUGCACUUACUCAAUCACUCCACAAUCCGUAGAUGAGAAAUUAAGUAUAUUCUGUGAGAAUAUUUCAGACGUAACGUGUGAGAAUACGUAUUACAAAUAUUCUCACUAAUUUGUUAACAUGACGUCUGCAGACAAGGAAGUUCCCGAAUUAUACUUUACUUUCAUCUCACAUAAUUUACUACACCAUACCUUUACAGUCCACUGUAAGGGAUCAGGUAUCUCCCCAUAACGGUUCCCAAUAGUAUAGUGCGCUUUGGUCCCUAAUAGUUUUUGGGAUAUCCUGGGACUAUAACAAGUAGUGAGGUGACAGAUUUAUACCUAAUUUUUACACGGAGAGUUUAACUGUACUAAUUAAUCUUAUCUUUAUAUUAAUUAUCGGUAUAUGAUUGAAGCAAUUAUUGGACAGUUGAUUUCUAUUGAAAAUUAAUACCGUAGCUUUGUAUAAGUAGCUAUAAAACUUUUGAUUAGGAUUGAAAUCUAUUUUGUAAUUACCUAAUUAACUUAUAGAUAGGUUGUUGUCUUAUUUAAUUUUUGUAUUAGCAGUUAGAUGAGAUAAAUUAUUGUCAUGAAAAUAUAAUUAUUUGUUAGGAUUAUAAUGUCUGUAAAGACAUCACUUUCAAUAUGUAUACGAUAGCCUACUAAUAUUUUACUUUUUACGCUUAGUGAAGUAUUUUUAGUGAUAUAGCAUUGAACUAUCGAUAUUUAUUGCAUAUUUAAAUUCUGCAUUGAAAUUAUAUUUAUUAAUAAGUUAAAAAUAUAUCUUAGGCAUUUUGUAGCCUAUUAUAAAUUUCUUAGAGGUCACUAAACAGCCCCUAAAACAGAUGAGUAGUUAUAAUUUUAUUAUAAAAAUAAAUUAUGACUAUUCUCACACACAUUUAUGAGAAUAGUUAUAUAAUGAUAUUUAUUGGUACGUUUUUAUACAUAGGAUUAUUUAUAUUUUUUUAUAAGUAUCAGAUUAUAUUCACUAAUUAGAACCCAAGGCAUCUGAAUAAUUAUCACAACGUAUUUACCGUACUUUAAGUUUGGACUAUUGGUUCGAAGAUACAGUACCUAUACGAGAAUAUUAAAAUAGAAUGCAAACAAUAUUACCAGAGGUUUUAGUUUUAAUCUGUUCCUGUGACUAUCUGUGAUAUGUAUUGUUGGGUUGUUAUAUUUAAUAAGGAUACGAUGUGGACCAAAGGAGGUUUAUGGUUUACCAACACGGAAAGUACUCAAAAUGUGAUAGUUUGCAUAUAAAAUUACUUGAAUUGUAUUUUGGUGAUCGUCAGCUUGGUUAGAUCCCAAGAGAUUUCGGAUAUUUAAGCAAGUUUUUGUACAUAUUUAUUACUUAGAGUAAUUAACACCUAUUUGCACCCUAAAAUGGAAAAAUAAUAACAAAAGUGGCCAGUCAUUUUGUUAUCUGGCUAUCUUACUGAUUUGUUGUUGAAUUGGUUGGAGCGAGACAGAAUGAUUUAUAUUGGAAGUUUGUGAUGGAGAAUAUAUUGAGUAAUAUAAUCAAUACUAAACAUUUAUAGUAAUAUAUACUAUUAAUACUAAAUGUAAUAGUAUUACGAUCAAAGGCAUACUUAGAUGUAGACUUAGUAUAAAUGUGUAUACUAAUUGGACAUUCAAUAUGCCUAUUUUUUACACAAAACCUCUGUUUCUUUUUAUACAAAUAGAGCAUGGUUUCAUGUAUAAUUUGAAUAUAGUCAUAAUCACUAUGCGUUUAUUUGUUCCUACUAAAAUCGAUUUAGCUACUUUAGAAGUAAUCAAAAUAGUAUUUUUAUCGUAUAAAUGGAUAAAAUAAGCAUUUAACGUAAUAAUACGGUCAUACAACAAAUACCCAUUGUAAUGUAGGCAUUUUCAAGUGUUGCUUUCUUUCAAUAUCAACAAAUAACUAUGACACUAGCCACCCCGUCUGGGAUUACAGUCGCUAUUAUAUUUUAAAAUACCACUAAAGUAGAAACUAAUUGUUUUGGUUCCUUUCGAGUCUUGCCAAAGACUUGUUGUAUUUAAACGGCAUGAAAUAUGUAUGUACAAUCUGCGCAUUGAACAUUGUAUGAGUACGCGACAAAAUGAAUCGUAUUAUAAUUAGCAUAAAAUAACUAUUUUAAGUUCACAGAGCGCCACCUUCGCACAAUAAUUAUAUUAUUUCAGUAUUUUAGUCGAACAAUUAUAAUUUAAGUUAUUUACUUAUUUAAGUACAUCAAAGAAUAAUUAUUAUAAAUUAUUUUUACAUGAGUUUUAUUUGUUAAAUAUAGUAUAAUGUAAAUUAUAUAAAAAUGUGAUAUGAUAAGUAAUAACCAAAAUUAAACAGUUACUAGACAUACAGUUUAAACAUGUCCGUCUACAUCGGUAUAUCUAACUUACCUAAUAACUUUCUUUACAAGCUGUAUUGAGAUUUGGAAAUUGGUAUAUGGCAAUAAAAAAUGAUAAUUUUAGGGGGAUUAAAAUAAGUCUACAAAAGGUAUAAA
Achroia grisella is the source of this 5308-nucleotide messenger RNA. RefSeq names its product P protein-like. Gene Ontology annotation, biological process: transmembrane transport. The transcript has 17 exons. Gene Ontology annotation, cellular component: membrane. The coding region runs from base 353 to 2824 and encodes 823 amino acids. Lineage: Eukaryota; Metazoa; Arthropoda; Insecta; Lepidoptera; Pyralidae. The record is from RefSeq and is a predicted model, not a curated record.